GGGAGCCGCCCAUGUCCCGCCCCAGACACCAGUCGCUGCCGCGCCGGCUCGGGAACUGGACCUCUGUGCUGUUGCUGACUGAAACCGGAGCCGGACGUUAACAGCAUGGGUGGCAGACUUGGCCGAAAGCGUAGAGGCUAUAAUGUGAGUGAGCCCAAGGAGAACAAGAGUGCAACAGAGUCCACUGAAAAGCCUGAAGUAAAACACAAUGAGCCUGAGAACAAAGGUGCAUCAAAGGACCAAUUUAAAGCAUCAAGUGAGCUACAAGCAGGCGGUGAAGCUCUAAAAAAAGUAGAUGAAAAACCUGGAGAAAAACAAACUACUUUGGUGACAGCGGAUGUUGAAGCUACAGAAAGGGGUGUCAAUGCAGAGGUAGGGAGUGCCUCCACUGAACUUGCACAAGGUUCUGAAACACAAGAGAAUGUAACGCCUGCCAGUUUGGUUGAAACAACAAAGGAAAUGUCUGACUGGGAAGAACACUGUCGAUCAACAGAGGCUGAUGUGAAAUCCAAUGCUGUCCCAGAGACUAGCUCAGCGGAUGAAGUUCCAGAUGAGUCCAUGUCAAGUAAAACUGAACCAGAGACCAAAGAAAUUCCAGGUGGAGAGACUCUAAAAUCAAAUUUGGAUGCAGGUGAAGCUGUGACUAACAUUGUCAAAGACCCUACAACUGGGAAAUCGAGCUUGGAUGAACACGCUGCUCCAAUCCUUGAUGAGCAUCUAGAAGGAAACCUUUCUGACAACCUCAGUGUUCAAGCAGAUGGUGACAAAAUUCUUGAAGUGGUUUCUGCUGAGGUAUUGCACACUGCAAUGUCUUUGCCUGUCAGUCACGAGACACCUCUGGCACCUGCUCCAAAAGAAAUGGAAUCAUCCAUCCAGGAGACACUGCCUGAAUCUCCAGUUAAAUGUGACUUCUCCAAGGAAGACGAAGAACCAAAUUUGGGAGCAAUAAUUGAAGAAACACCUAUUGAUGUUGUGCUAAAGAAUGAAGUGGCCCUGUGUGCGGAUCUGGAGAAAGAUGUGACUAAACCAAGCACUCAAGAUGAAGCUUGGGGAGAAGUAAUUGAACAACAAAAUUCUACGGCCCAAAAUACACCUGAAUCUGGUGAGCAGUCUGACUGUGUGCAGGAUAACUUGGCCCUUGCAGAUAGCAAUGUUGCUGAGUUUGAGGAUCACGGCCAGUCAUUGAAGGGAUCUGGAAAUGUAGCUGUAGACAUGGCACAGAUGGACUCUUGCGGUGUGACAGAUGCAGUCCAAGCUGAUCCAUUGGUUGGAGAAUCUGGUCCUGAAAAUACUUGUCUGGGCACAGAGAUGACUGAAACCAACUAUGAACAGACAGUGGAACCAGUUAGCUGCCAAGAUAGCAUAGAAAUAUCCUUGCUAAAGACCAACUCUGAACUAAUACCAGAUAUUAAACUGACUGUGUAUGGUGAAGGUUUACAGGAGGAAGAAAUUAAAAGUGAUGCACAGUUAGCAUUUGGAGAUGAAGUAGUUGAUGCUAAUAUUAAUCCACAACCACCAGAUGAAGUGCUGGAGGAGAAUGAAUCGCUGUUGCAUUCAGUUGAAGUAGCACCAGAAAAUCGUGAAUGUUCGGAUCAAGAAAUUAUAAAACUGGAAACUUCAGAGGAUCCUGCACCAGAAAACCCAGCACACCUUGAAGAUGUUUCAACCAAAGUAACUGCUGAAAAAAAUAGUUCCACAGAGAACUCUACAGUUUUUGUAGAUGGUGGCAAACUAAAUGAAUCCAUCACCAGCAAAACUGAAGAUGACCACCCAGAAAUCUCUGUUAUAAAUGGAACUACUCUGGAAGGUGAACUGAGAAACCACAGCACAGUGGACGAUGGACAGAGUAUCACUGGUGAAGUUGAAAGUCUGCAAGCCAGCAGCUUGGAACCAAUAGUUAGUAAAGCCAUUGAAAAGGUGAUUGAAAAUCUUUCUCCAGAGGAAUCGUGUCUUGAUUCGGAUAACCAAACUCUCCAUUCAGGACCACUAGAUGUGAAUGUUGAAUGACGCUUGUCAGAAGCAGAGGCUCGUGCUGAGGUUAAAGAUCCAAAAUAAUGUACAGGUGGCGGAAGAUUGGAAUUUGGACGUUCAAACCAGCUAGUGCCUGAGUUUGAUUUAGGAAGGAAACUCCAAGCUUGUGCUGCAGACAAUAGUGAAUCAACUUGCAGUUUAUGAACAAUCUUGACUAGUUCCACAAUCUUCUCCUGAGGUUUAUUUUACUUAAUGAAUGAACCAAAAAAUAGAAAUUGAGACUCUGCCUUAUGCCAUAGUUUCCAGUAUGCAAUAUGUCAAGUAUUAGUAGUAUUUUUAAAGGUAUGUAAUCUGAGGUUUGUUCUGAACACGAACUCUAUCUUCUAAAUUUAGUCUUCAAUUUUCUUAAUAUGCUUUGAGGUCAAUUGUUAAUUGCAUUAUGAGGGUUUUAAAAUUUUGGGAGCUUUGACAACUUAAUAAAAUAUCAUACUUGUCCUGG
Messenger RNA from Amblyraja radiata (thorny skate), 2470 nucleotides. RefSeq lists its product as uncharacterized. The transcript is spliced from 2 exons. The coding region runs from base 106 to 2007 and encodes 633 amino acids. The record is from RefSeq and is a predicted model, not a curated record. Lineage: Eukaryota; Metazoa; Chordata; Chondrichthyes; Rajiformes; Rajidae.